Molecule: messenger RNA, 1974 nt
Organism: Fusarium fujikuroi IMI 58289
Lineage: Eukaryota; Fungi; Ascomycota; Sordariomycetes; Hypocreales; Nectriaceae
Exons: 8
Coding region: 1-1974 (657 amino acids)
Biological process (GO): regulation of DNA-templated transcription
Cellular component (GO): nucleus
Molecular function (GO): zinc ion binding; DNA-binding transcription factor activity, RNA polymerase II-specific
Source: RefSeq, a predicted model, not a curated record
AUGGAUGACUCUCGACCAACUAAACGCGCACGACAAGCCUGCGAGCCAUGUCGUCGCAAGAAGUCCAAGUGCCCUGGAGAGAAGCCCGCGUGCUCAUACUGCGAGCGGCUUGGUCAGAUAUGCGUGUAUGAAUCAGGCUCUGAUGGCCAAGGUCAACGAGCUCGCUCGGAUAGAUCGUUGGAGACUCGGAUGGAGACACUGGAAGAGAAAUUGGACUUGUUUAUCGACCGCCUCGAUCCUGUGAUAAAUGAUUCACGGCGGCGUUCCGCGUCACAGCAGGAAGGAGGCCAUACACCGAGAUCCAUGGUCGGUCAAGAUGAGCUACCAUAUACCAGUGAAAUGGUAGACCUAGGGCAAGCGUCAGGCCCAUCAUCACUCGUCGAGCCCAGAAGUGAUGAACUAGCCUCUCUUUAUCUGACCUGGCUUCAUCGGCAACCCUUGGUCCUUUUCAACGCCGAAACAUUUGCAGAGUCGCUACCACGUAGAGAGACAGAGCUGGUCUUAGCACUACAAGCAUUAUGUCUUCGCUUUCCUCCUCGGUUAUUGAGUCAGCAGUAUCGACAACGUCUUCAUGCCAUGGCACAAGCCUCCAGGGAAAUCGUGACGAACAAAGUCUUCGGUGGCCGAGUCGACUGUUCCGUCUUGCAAACACUGUGUCUUUUGAGUCUCUUCGAACAUGCAGCAGGAAAUACUGUUCAAGCAGGGCUAUAUCUCAGUACAGCGAUUCAGCUACUGAGCGGGGUUCCUAAGGGUAGCUUCCUCGGUGACGCCGUGGAAUUCAACAACUGCAUUAGAAGCAUCUUCGUGCUUCAUCACUUACAGGGUAGUGUUUCUUCAAGUGUAUGGCCCACUUCCAUGUCACACGGAGAGGACUCAACACUAGGAACAGCAACGUGUUCGGCAUGGUUACUUCCGCCAGAGAAGUCAUUACAAUGCGACAUGGACCGAGGGAUCAUGAAAUAUACCAUCCCUCUUGCUCAAGCUUGGCGUGCAGUCCGAUCAUACGCUUCCCGUCGUGUUUUCUCAGACACACUGCCCCCGUGGAAUCCGCGCUCCGACUAUUCCCAAGUUACAUAUCGACACCUUGAGAUUGAUUGUAGCGUACCGCUCAAAUACCGAUUCUCUGCUAAUCAGAUUGACAAGCAGACACCUGAAUCUCUGCAACAAAACAGGGGGUAUUGGGGCCCUUACCUAUUCACCCAAUUCGUCUAUGCUUCCAUUCCUGUCAUUCUCAAUCAUCCAUUUCUUUUAUCAAUGCGACUUCGACACUUUCGACACACUAUGCCACAGUCAUUUGUCAACAGCUCUUUUGACGCGAUUACCCGACAUAUUGGAUGGAUCAUGUAUCAUCUUGACGUAUUGGAGAAGAUGGACUAUCGAGUAUCUGACCCGACCUUGGCCCAUAUUGUUGCAGUAGUUGCCACCAUUCAUCUGCAGCACAGUUUUGUGGAAGAAUUUGCUUUGCGUGAGAAGGCAAAGGCCGGAUUUGAGAAGUGUCUUGAGUUCUUGAGAUGCGUGGGCCUAACAUGGCAUGGCGUUGGUAUCAUGCAUGAAAAUCUACGAAAACUGCAGCAGAGCAUACAGGUUGUGCCACUAGGCAGCGAAGAGCCUGGUCUGGGAAGACAAACACAGCAAAAGUUCACCAUCGAUACGAGACUUCUUUGGGAUAUUCUGUCCUAUGAGCAUGCUGGUAGACAGGAUGCACGCGCCGAUGAAUCCAUUUACCGCGGCCUGGCAUCAACCCACCAGGACACGGCAAGAGGCGGUAACGAAGACGGCGAUGCAUAUGAUUUGGUCGGCUCAGCUGGAAUCAUUGGGCACAAGACCGUGCCAAAGGACACGCCUCUCUACGCUCCGGGUGAGGGUGAGGAUCUCUUCAACAGAAUAUCCAAGAGGGGUUCGGAUCUGCUAUGGAACCUGAUAACAUAUUUCCGCAAGUGCACGACUUUGGAAGGGCUAUUGACGAGUGGUUGA